This is a messenger RNA of Trichomycterus rosablanca, 2015 nucleotides long. RefSeq names its product CDK5 regulatory subunit associated protein 3 (gene cdk5rap3). The transcript is spliced from 16 exons. Bases 16 to 1959 code for a protein of 647 amino acids. Lineage: Eukaryota; Metazoa; Chordata; Actinopteri; Siluriformes; Trichomycteridae. The record is from RefSeq and is a predicted model, not a curated record. Gene Ontology annotation, cellular component: endomembrane system. Gene Ontology annotation, biological process: regulation of cyclin-dependent protein serine/threonine kinase activity; regulation of mitotic cell cycle.
GAGGCUUUAUCUACAAUGAGGCACUCAACAGAUGAGUCCGUGGUCAAAGAGAGAAUGAGAGCAACUUUCCAGUAUAGGCAGAAGCUGGUUUAUGAUAAGGAUGCAUCAGUUUCGGUCCUGGAUGACUUUCCUCGUUUCCUUGACAUUCCUGGAUUGAUUGACCAGGACUUCUCCAUGGUGUCUGGAGAUGAGGUGUUCAGUAGGUUUCUGGCAAAGUGGCCUACUUUUUUCAAGCCCAGAGUCAUCCGUGACUGCAGGACCCUCACCCCGAAUCAGUAUGUUGAGGAACUGCUGUCAGCAAUUGAACCCCAACCUGAGGAUAUCUAUGGAUGGGACAGUGAUAUGUCAGCAAUUCUCCUGCUUCUGCAUCUACUUCCCCCAACCUCAAGAGGCCAAAAACCCCCAGCAAAGAUCAGUUCAGCCCAGGCAGCCAACCAUCUUGUGCGGUACCUUCCAAAUAUUCAGAAUCUUCCAAUUGACAUUCAAACCAGCAAACUUUCUGACUGGCUGGUGGACAGAAGACACUGCUCUCUAAAAUGGCAGAGCGCAGUGAUGGCCAUAAGGGAGAAGAUUAACGCUGCUCUCCAAGACAUGCCGGAGAAUGAGGAGAUUAAACAGCUACUAAAGGGCUCAUAUAUACACUAUUUCCAUUGUUUGAGGAUAGUAGAAAUACUAAAAGGAACAGAAGCCUCAUCCAGAAAUAUAUUUGGCAGAUAUUCAUCACAAAGGAUGAAGGACUGGCAAGAAAUAGUGUCCUUGUAUGAGAAUGACAACGCGUAUUUGGCCGAGCUGGCCAGUCUGCUAUGCCGCAACGUAAGUUAUGAGGGACCAGCUCUGAGGAAGCAGGUGACUAAAGCCCAGCAGCUGCAGCAGGAACUAAACAGGCGAGAGCUGGAGUGCCAGAGCGGAGCUGCAGACAUGAGGGAGCGCUAUUAUGCAGCAUCUAAGCAGUAUGGCAUUGCGGGGGUAAAUGUGGCAAGAGAGUUGCAGGCUCUGGUGAAGGAUUUACCCACUGUCCUGGAGGAGAUGGGUAAAAAGGUUGCCUGUCUGGGGGACCCAAUUGAGCUCUACGCAGCUUUCACUAAAUUUGUCUGUGAGUGGUCUGAGCCAGUUCUGCCUGUACUGUCAUAUGUACAGCAAAAAGGAAACACAACAAUGUAUGAAUGGAGGACAGGAAAUGCCCCAACAGUUGUAGAAAGACCUGUAGUAGAGGAAGCACCAGCUGACAGUGUUGCGGAGGAAGCAAUUGAUUGGGGUGACUUAAGUGGUGGUGCUGAAGGGAAUAUUGGAACCACAGUUGAGGAAGGUGUGGACUGGGGCAUCACUCUCGAGUCUGGCAAAGAGGCAACAAGCGAUGGUGGCGCUGACUGGGGAGAUACUGAAACUGCCGCAGUGGAAAUCGAAGUUGUUGCUGCAGGUACUGAGUGUCCUGAAGGUGUUGCCAGAGGAGAAGAUGCCCUCUCUCUGCUGGAGAACCCAAAGACACGCAGUCAGUUUAUUGAUGAACUGAUGGAGUUGGAGGUGUUCCUGUGCCAGAGACUGAGUGAGAUGCGUGAAGAAGUUGAUAUGGUGUCCAUGAGCCAGUUUCAGUUGGCUCCUUCAAUCAUCCAGGCCCAAACGCCAGAGCGUGUACAGACCAUGCUGAGGGAUGUGCGCCACCUCCUGGAGAAACUGACUUCACUACGCAUGCAGCAUCUGUUCAUGAUUCAAGCGUCACCACGCUAUGUAGAGCGAGUAUCUGACAUGCUGAGACAGAAGCUGAAGCAAGCUGAUAUUUUGCUGUUAAAGCGAACCUCUCUGGCAGAGCGGAGGCAGGAGGCUCUGGAAGAGCAGGCGAAGCUGGAGCCUCGCAUUGAUGUGUUGACAAGCCAAACUAAGGAGCUACAAAAACUGAUUGAAGCUGACAUCUCAAAACGGUACAACAAACGGCCAGUCAACCUUAUGGGGGUUCAUGUGUGACCUGCUCAAUCCACAAAUACAUUUCAUAAAUAAAGAUUUCAUUUCAUAUUUAAUAA